Molecule: messenger RNA, 1366 nt
Organism: Episyrphus balteatus (marmalade hoverfly)
Lineage: Eukaryota; Metazoa; Arthropoda; Insecta; Diptera; Syrphidae
Gene: Tcs4
Product: probable tRNA N6-adenosine threonylcarbamoyltransferase, mitochondrial
Exons: 4
Coding region: 118-1338 (406 amino acids)
Biological process (GO): tRNA threonylcarbamoyladenosine modification
Cellular component (GO): mitochondrion
Source: RefSeq, a predicted model, not a curated record
CUUCAUUGAACAAACCUCAAAUAGUUCCAUCAAAAAGCAGGAGGAACAUCUUCUAGAUUUCUGAAUCCUUCAAAUAACAGACUACUAUAAAUUUUGUAUUGUCAGUGCAGUAUUAUUAUGAGUUUGUUUAGAAAAUAUGGAGUAUUAUUUCAAAAAACAAGAUCCAUCUCAUGGUUACAUCAGCAAAACUGUAAACUAUCCGUACUUGGCAUAGAAACCUCCUGUGAUGAUACAGGAAUCGCAGUAGUUCAAUCAGAUGGAAAAGUUCUUGGCAAUGUCACCAAUUCCCAACAAGGAAUUCAUUUAAGAUAUGGAGGAAUCAUACCACCAAGAGCACAGGAAUUGCAUCGUUCAAAUAUAGAACAAACCUAUCUUAAAUGUAUUGAAAAUUCCGGCAUUGAUCCAUCUGCUUUGGAUGCCAUUGCCGUAACAACACGACCAGGUUUGGUAAUGAGUCUUAUGAUUGGCCUUCGUUUCGCAAAGUAUUUAGGACGUAAAUACUCGAAGCCUAUCAUUCCAAUUCAUCACAUGGAAGCACAUGCUCUUACUGUAAGAAUGGAACAAAAAGUGGAAUUUCCAUUUUUGUGCCUUCUAAUAAGUGGUGGGCAUAGUCAACUUGUAUUUAUCAAAAAAGCUACAGAGUUCUAUCUGCUCGGCGAAAGUCUUGAUGAUGCACCUGGAGAGGCAUUUGAUAAAAUAUCUAGAAGACUACGUUUGAAUACUAUGACAAAGUUUGCCAACAUGAAUGGGGGACAAGCAAUAGAAACUGCAGCCAAAGAAGCCACUUGUCCUGAUCGAUAUGAAUUUCCACUCCCAUUAAGUCGCUACAAAGAUUGUAACUUUAGUUUUGCUGGUUUAAAAAAUAAUUCUAUUCGCACUAUAAACGCAGCUGAAAUAGAAGAAAAAACUCGUCCUGAUGAUGUCAUCAUACACUACAAGGAUUUCUGUGCAGGCUUUUUAAAAGCUACAACAAGACAUAUCUCGAAUCGGACUCAAAGAGCUCUUGAAUUUUGUUUGAGAAAGAAACUUUUCGAUAAUAACACAAACCCGGCGAUAGUUGUGUCGGGUGGAGUAGCUAAUAAUGAUUACAUAUUCGAUAAUAUUUGCAAUCUUGGACAAAAAUAUGGGGUGAAAGCAUAUCGUCCUUCAAAGCAAUUUUGUUCAGACAAUGGUGCAAUGAUUGCUUGGAAUGGUAUAGAAAGAUUAAUGGAAGAUCAAGCAUGCGCACUGACUAACUUUGAUAACAUAGAUGUAAAGGGCAAAUGCACAUUAGGCUUAAGUUUAAUUGACGAAGUAACUGAGGAAGAUAUUAAAUGUAAAUGGGUUAAGACACUAUAAUAAAGAAAAUAUACUAGUAUAAAUUUAA